This is a messenger RNA of Charadrius vociferus (killdeer), 972 nucleotides long. Its product is annotated as tetraspanin-15-like. The transcript is spliced from 8 exons. NCBI's taxonomy places the organism in Eukaryota, Metazoa, Chordata, Aves, Charadriiformes, Charadriidae. The record is from RefSeq and is a predicted model, not a curated record. Gene Ontology annotation, cellular component: membrane. Bases 1 to 972 code for a protein of 323 amino acids.
AUGGCUCAAACCUCCGAGUGCCGAAAUUCCCACCUUUAUUACUACGGCAUCAAAUUUGCUCUGUCCACCUAUGCCACCCUCUUCUCGGUCCUCGGCCUCAUGAUCCUGUGCGUUGGGAUUUAUGCCGAAGUGGAGAGGCAGAAGCACAAAACCUUGGAAGGAAUCUUCCUGGCUCCGGCCAUCAUCCUCCUCCUGCUGGGUUUCACCAUGUUCGGCGUCUCCUUCGUCGGCAUGGUGGGGAGCCUCAGGGACAACCGGACUCUGCUGAAGACGUUCUUCUGGGUCCUUCUGGUGAUCUUCCUCACGGAGCUGCUGCUGAUAUUCAUCGAAAUCAUCUUUGAAAACAAGAUGAAUGCUGUUUUCCACUCCAACAUCCAAGAGGGCAUCAGACACUAUUACGAUGACCUCGACUUCAAGAACAUCUUGGAUUUUGUCCAAGAAAAGUUUUCUUGCUGCGGCGGCGAUGAAUACCGAGACUGGGAGGUUAACCAGUACCACUCCUGCAACGGCAGCGGGGCACUGGCGUGCGGAGUGCCCUAUACGUGCUGUAUCCGCAAGGUCCCUGGAGAAGUCGUUAACACCCUCUGUGGAUACAGGACGCUCAAUAAAGAGCGCCUGGAGCUGCUCAACGUCAUCCAUGUGCGAGGCUGCAUCCACGCCGUCGGGCUCUGGCUCAAAGACAACUUCGAGGCCACUUUGGUCAUCGUUUGCUCCCUGCUGCUUCCACAGGUGAUCGGCCUGGUGAUGGCUUGGCUCUACUGGCAGAAGCUCAACGAGAUCUACUCCAAGUUGGACGGCGUUGACUUCAGGAUCCUGGAGACGCGGGAUUUCAGCUUCGGGGCGGUGGAUCUGAGCGGCGCGGGCUGGUGCUGGUGCUUGCCCAAGGAAGGGGGCUACAUUCCCGUCAACGCUGAGGAGGAGGAGGAGGAAGAGGAGGAGGAGGAAGGCACCAUCUGCCACAGCAAAGUGUGA